Papilio machaon (common yellow swallowtail) is the source of this 2508-nucleotide messenger RNA. Its product is annotated as neprilysin-4. The transcript is spliced from 16 exons. Gene Ontology annotation, cellular component: plasma membrane. Gene Ontology annotation, molecular function: metalloendopeptidase activity. The record is from RefSeq and is a predicted model, not a curated record. NCBI's taxonomy places the organism in Eukaryota, Metazoa, Arthropoda, Insecta, Lepidoptera, Papilionidae. Gene Ontology annotation, biological process: protein processing. Bases 1 to 2340 code for a protein of 779 amino acids.
AUGAAUGCAUGGGGAAAUGAAGGUGAUGAUGCAAUGGGUCCAAGUGUAUCGCGUCCACCUAGUGUGGCAACAAUAACUCGACAUCCACCUCUUAAAAAUGGAGGUGAACUGAGAGAAACAGGGUAUUUGAUUGGUAUAGGGUCCAGAACGGCAAGGUUUCGUAGAAAACAUAGAAAAAAAUUGUAUUGGUUAAUACUUCUUAUUCUAUUGUUUACUAUCAUAUUUAUGGGAACCAUGCUGGCACUAAUUUACAAAUACAUAUUCAAACCUCCGCCUAAUAUCUGUAUGACGAAGGAAUGCCUGCGCUCAGCUGCCAACCUGGCGCUCUCUAUUGACAAGACGGCACAACCUUGUGAUGAUUUCUACCAGUACAUGUGUGGAAACUGGCCGAAAAAUCAUCCAAGACCUGACGAGUACAUAUCAUACGACUGGUUCUCCGACCAGGAGACGAGAGUUUACGCAGCUGUCAGAGACUUUUUGGAAGCGGAUGAUCCUAAUUUGUACAAGAAACCAAAACCCGUACAGCAGACAAAGAUAAUGUACGAGGCUUGCAUGGAUGUCAAAACGUUAGAAGAGCGUGGAUUAGAACCAGUCAUGAACAUGUUAGACGAAAUAGGACUUCCACAUUUUCCUACAAUCAUUAAUGCCACAGAAUUGGAUAUUUUCCCAGCUGAAGAUCUCAAUAACUACACUUUCGACUGGCUGGAGGCCGUAAUCAAAAUUAAAAAGAAACUCGGAAUGGACGUUCUUAUUGGGUUUGAUAUUUUUUUCGAUUCAAACAACAUUACUAAUGAUAAAAUAUUGAUCGGCGCGCCUGAAGUCACGCAUCCUUUUCCCAGUAUGCAUGGAAACGUUGUAUUUAAAAGAAAUAUAAAACGGAGACAUUCACAUAUUCUAAAGAUAUCAAGGUCACUUGAAUUCAGUACAACAACGAACUUCAACAAAAUUAUGACAUACAAUGAAACUGACGAAACAGAGUCAUAUGAAACACGAGAAUACACAGUGGAUCAAAUCCAGAAUAUUACAGAUUCAGUUCUAGCACUAACUAAUGGUACUGCCAUUCCUAUAUGGAAAAGAUAUUUCGAAGGUAUUUUUACAGUAAAAGAUAAAAAAUUAGAUUUUGAAAAGGAGAAAAUUUCAAUAAAUCAACUCGAUUUAGAAUAUUUAUGCUUAAUGACAGCUUACGUUUCAAAGACUGCGCCAAUUCAUUUAGAGCUCUACAUUUGGAUGAAGGUUAUCGAAGUGCUAGCUGCAGAUACCACACAGACUUUGUACCAGUUGUUCUUAAAGAUUUACCCAACCGACAUAGUGGCAGCACGAAGUUUGCGAUGUGCUAACGCUGUUAAUGAUAUGCUAGGGAUGGCUGUCGCGUAUGCCAUCGCUGAACCAGACUUCAUUAAUGUUGUUAAACCUGAGAUACAAGUAAUGCUAAAGAAUCUGAAAGGCGCUUUAGCCCAAUUAAUAGGAAAAACAAAAUGGAUGGACGACAACACUAAAUUAAAAUCGUACAGAAAAAUAAUAGAAAUGAAAACUCUAAUAGGUUUCCCUGACUGGUUGCUUGAAGAAGGACAACUUGAGUCUUAUUACAAGGGAAUAGAGGUUAAUAAAAAGACACAUUUAGAAAAUAUGAUCAGCAUAGCACAAAUGGAAAUUAAAGCUAAGAUGGAUGAUUAUAGACAACCUCGACCAAAUUUAUGGUACAUUGAUCCUACUGUGGUUAACGCUUACCACGUCUUCGCAACGAAUACAAUAACUGUACCUAUGGUGAUAUUACGGUAUCCAUUUUAUGAUUUGGGUCUAGAUUCUUUAAACUAUGGUUCGUUGGGGACAAUCAUUGGACACGAAAUAACUCAUGGCUUUGAUAACUUAGGUCGACUUUACGAUAAAGAUGGAUAUUCAAAGAACUGGUGGUCAAACGAAACAGUGGAUUCCUAUCAGAAUAUGACGGAGUGUUUAGUCAAACAAUACUCAUCAUUUAAAAUACCUGAAUUGGAUAAAAAUGUAAACGGUCAUAAAACUCUGGGUGAGAAUAUAGCUGACAACGGCGCUAUAAGACAAGCAUUCGCAGCUUUCGAACGCCAUCUGCGUCGUACCGGACCUGAGGCGAAGCUCCCUGGCUUUGAAGAGUAUAGUCCACAGCAAAUGUUCUUUAUGUCUUAUGGAAAUCUAUGGUGUGGUGUCUCAACAAACAAUUCCUUAAAGGCGAGUCUAGAAGACGAGCAUUCUCCGCUGAAGUUCAGGGUAAAAGGGAGCCUGCAGAACAUCGAACAGUUUUCUCGAACCUGGAACUGUCCACCCGAGUCACCUAUGAAUCCUACGAAGAAAUGUGUCAUCUUCUAAAGAACGUGCAUAACAUUCAAGUUGCAGAAAUUAAGAUGCUGAGAUAGAUGUGUGACGUAACCAGACUCGAUAAGAUCCACAGCGAGAACGUGCGAGGCAGCCACGGUGUUCCCGACAUCGCUGACAUGACGCGAGAGGGUAGGCUGCGAUAGUAUCGUCACGUAAUAA